GUUGAAUGUGGAAAGGAUUGGAUGCGGACGACUGCGCUUUAUAACUUUAAACUUGUUCAUUUUUUCCCCAGAAUCUGGACUAUGGCGCUAUUUUAUGACCAGUCGUUUGAUUUAGGCCUAGUUCAGAAAAUUAACAUGGAGACAGAAAGUGAUUUUAUUUUCAACACAAAUAUGCUUCAGUUUACAGAUGUGACAACCAAGCACAUGCUGUCCUCUCCUGAACUUGACAGAACAGGCCACGUUGAGGGUCAGAGAAAAAGAAAGAGAACGAUUUUCAGCCGAGCUCAGUUGUCAGAACUGGAGCGCGCAUUCAUGAUCACACCGUAUCCAGACAUCACACUGCGAGAAAGACUAGCCGCGCUCACGCUGCUUCCAGAGAGCAAGAUUCAGGUAUGGUUCCAAAACAGACGAGCUCGCAGUAUGAAAAGCAAGAAACUGAUUACACCAGUCAGCAGGAGGAGUCCAGCCAAAGACUGUACUUUUCCAGCAACCCAUCCUGAUUUAAACCUCGAACAAAGCCCAGAGGCCAACAAAAGCUUGCGUCAUCAUCAGCAAAGCCUUAUUAGACAGGCUCUGAAUCCCUGGCCACAAAAUCGUCCGCCCAUUUCUCCAGACCUACCAGAAAUCCUGCAAUGGGCAAACAGAAACUCUGAAACACCCGGAGAUUCGUCUUUCUCCAGCUGCCCAUCGGAAAGGAUCCAACAUCCGUUUCCGAACCAGUCCAGCAGUGUUUGGCAGAUGAACUGCUUUGCCGCUCACCCUGAAGGCUUGAAGUCUUACUGUACUACUAGUCAGGCUUUGUAUUCCUCCGUGUCUGUGGAUCAAAUGAUUCCUGCACAUCCAAGCAGUUUGGAGGAAGCUCUGCAAAGACAGGCUUUGACACAUUAUCCACAGACAUCACUGGGAGAUAUUUCUGACCUCAUAUAUAAAGCAGCUGUGGUCACUAAUCUGGAAGAGUGCUAAACACUGGAGACUCUUUUGUAAAAUAUGUUUUCUUUCUAGAACUGACUUAAAUCUGUAGUUGUAGUUGUAACAUAGUCAUUGAUUUACACUCAAAACAACAUAGGAUAUUUAGAAGAAAGCUGAAAACCUGUAACCACUGACUUCCAUAGGAUUUGUUUUUCCUACUAUGGAACUCAAUGGUUACAUGUUUUCAGCUUUUUUCAUAAUUUACUCUCCCUUUACUUGUUUCAAACCUGUUUGAGUUUCUUUCUUCUUUUAAACACAAGAUAAGAUGUUUAGAAAGAAAUCUGAAAACCGGUAACCAUUGAGUUCCAUAGUAGGAAAAACAAAUACUACGGAAGUCAAUGGUUACCAGUUUUCAGCUUUCUUCUAACUAUCUUAUGUUGUGUUCAACAGAAUACAGAAACUCAUAAAGGUUUGAAACCACACGAGGGAGACUAAAUGCACCCAGCAUUUUCAUUUUGGGGUGAAAAAAAUGUGUCUUUAAGGGAGAUUUCACACCAAAACAAACAUUCUGUCAUAAUUUACUCUCCCUUUACUUGUUUCAAAGCUGUUUGAGUUUCUUUCCUCUGUUAAACACAACAUAAGAUGUUUAGAAAGAAAUCUGAAAACCUGUAACCAUUGACUUCCAUAGUUUGAAGAACAAAUACUACAGAAGUCAAUGGUUACAGGUUUUCAGCUUUCUUCUAACUUAUGCUGUUCAACAAAUGUCUCUUUAAAGGGAGAUUUCACCCCAAAACGAAAAUUCUGUCAUAAUUUACUCUCCCUUGUUUCAAAACUGUUUGAGUUUCUUUCCUCUGUUAAACACAACAUAAGAUAUUUAAAAGAAAUCUGGAAACCUGUAACCAUUGACUUCCAUAGUAUUUGUUUUUUCUACUAUGGAAGUCAAUCGUUACUUGUUUUUUUAGCAUUCUUUACAUGAUCGUAUUUUGUUUUCAAUUGAAAAAAAGAAACUCAUGAAGGUUUAGAAGCACAUGAGGGAGACUGAAUAGUAAGGAAAUUUUAAUUUUGGGGUGAAAAUGUCUCUUUAAAGGGAGAUUUCACACCACAAUAAAAAUUCUGUCAUAAUUUAAUCUCCCUUUACUUGUUUCAGACCUGUUUGAGUUUCUUUCUUCUGUUGAACGCAACAUAGUUAGGAGAAAUCUGAAAACCUGUAACCAUUGAUUUCCACAGUGUUUGUUUUUCUUACUAUGAAAGUCAAUGGUUACCGGUUUUCAGAUUUCUUUCUAAAUAGCUUAUGUCAUGUUCAACCGAAAAAGGAAACUCAAACAGGUUUAAAACAUGUAAAGGGAGUAUAAAUUAUGACAGAAGUUUCAUUUCAAAAUGAAAACUGACUCACUAUUUAUUUAUUAUUCUGUUGAACACAGACAAAAAGGUUUGAAACCACAUGAGAGAGUAAAUAAUAAGUCAAUUUUCAUUUUAGGGUGAAAAUGUCUCUUUAAGAGGAGAUUUCACAUCAAAACGAAAAUUCUGUCAUAAUUAAUACUCCAUUUACUUGUUUCAAACCGGUUUGAGUAUCGACACAGCAUAAGAAAUUUAGAAGAAAUCUGGAGACCUGUAACUAUUGACUUCCAUAGAGUUUGUUUUUCUUACUAUGGAAGUCAAUGGUUACUGGUUUUCAGCUUUCUUCUAACUAUCUUAUGUUGUAUUCGAAUAAAGAAUCUCAUGAAGGUUUGAAACCACAUGACGGAGACUAAACAGUGAGUAAAAUUUCAUUUUGGGGUGAAAAAAAAGUGUCUUUAAAGGAGAUUUCACAACAACAACAAAAUCUGUCAUAAAUUACACUCCCUUAAUAAACCUUUUUGAGUUUAAACACAGGAUAAGAUAUUUAGAGGAAAUCUGAAAACCUGUAACCAUUGACUUUUAUAGUAUUUGUUGUUCCUACAGAAGUCAAUAGUUACAGGUUUUCAGCUUUAAAAUAUGCUGAGUUGAAACUCUAACAAAAAUGCAAUUUAAAUGGAAUAAAUAAACUAAAUCAAAUAAUAAGUAGAUAGUGAGUACAUUUUCAUUUUUAAUUGUCCAAGAAUGUCUUUUUAAAGGGACAUUUCACCCCAAAAUGAUUUUUUUAGGUGGUUCUAAACCUUUAUGAAUCUCUUUCGUCUGUUGAACACAAAAGAAGCUAUUUUGAGGAAUGUUGAACAUCCAUAGCAAGAACAAAAAUACUAUAAAAGUCAGUGGCUGUUUAUUUUCACAACAUUCUUCAGCAUAUCUUCCCUCGAGUCCAACAGAUAUUCAAACAAUAAAUGAGGACAGAAUUGUCAUGUUUGGGUGAACUAUCCCUUUAAUAUCAGCCAACUUUACCAACAUACAGUAGCUAGUUAGUAUGUAGUUUACUAAUGGGACACGUUUUGUCCCAUUUUUUAUUUUACUAUUCUGUUAACUGCAAAUGUACAAACGUAGUUUUAGUAUCUUCCAACAUAUAUUUAGGGAUGAUUGUUGAUAUUAUUGUGAAACAGUUUGCUGACAGCACUCUUAAAAGGCCUGACAAUUUAGUAAAUUCCCUGUCAUUUAUUAUUUUUUACAUUCAUUCAUUUUCCUUCAGCUUAGUCCCUUAUUUAUCAGGGGUUGCCACAGCGGAAUGAAUCGGCAACUAUUCCAGCAUAUGUUUUACACAGCGGAUGCCCAGCUGCAACCCUGUGGAUAUUUAUUUUAAAAUUACAUGUUUUUUAGUAUGUUUCCUCUUUAUUCUCUUUUCUCAGGAUGUUCGUACGCUGUGUAUUGAUUUCUGUGUAAAUAAAUCUCUUGUUUAUUUAUUUAUUAACAUUCACCUUUAACAAAUUAAAGGUAUCUUUGUCAUACAAACAUGUUUAUGUGUGGUGUUGUGCUCAAAGCUGCAGCAAAAUAAUAGUUUCCCCUCAACAAUCUUCAGUAUAUCUUCCGUUGAGUCCAUCAGAUACUCAAACAAUAAAUGAGGACAGAAUUGUCAUGUUUGGGUGAACUAUCCCUUUAAUAUCAGCCAACUUUACCUGCAUACAGUAGCUAGUUAGUAUGUAGUUUACUAAUGGGACAAGGUUCCUCCAAUUUUUUUUUUUUAGUAUUCUGUUAACUCCUAAUGCAAAAACGUAGUUUUAGUAUCUUCCAACAUAUAUUUAGGGAUGAUUAUUAUAUAUAAUAUUAUAAUAACUAUAAUAUUAUUGUGAAACAGUUUGCCGACAGAACUCUUAAGGCCUGACAAUUUUGCAAAUUCCCUGUCAUUUAUUAUUUUUUACAUUCAUUCAUUUUCCUUCAUUUUAGUCCCUUAUUCAUCAGGGGUUGCCACAGCGGAAUGAACCGACAACUAUUCUGGCAUAUGUUUUACAGCGGAUGACUUUCCAGCUUCAACCCUGGGGAUAUUUAUUAAAAUAUUUACAUUUUUAUUCUCUUUCCUCAGGAUGUUCGUACGCUGUGUAUUGAUUUCUGUGUAAAUAAAUCUCUUGUUUAUUAAUUUAUUACCAUUCACCUUUAACAAAUGAAAGUAUCUUUGUCAUACAAACAUGUUUAUGUGUGGUGUUGUGCUCAAAGCUGCAGCAAAAUAACAUUUCUUUGUUUUGCUAAAUAAAUUUUUUUACAUUGUUGUAAAC
This is a messenger RNA of Danio rerio (zebrafish), 4523 nucleotides long. RefSeq names its product SEBOX homeobox (gene sebox). Gene Ontology annotation, molecular function: DNA binding. Gene Ontology annotation, cellular component: nucleus. The record is from RefSeq and is marked validated. NCBI's taxonomy places the organism in Eukaryota, Metazoa, Chordata, Actinopteri, Cypriniformes, Danionidae.